GGCGGCGGUUGAGUUGCUGGUACUUCCGCGGAGGCACGUGAGCCGAGAGGCGCGGGGACGCUGCGGCUGGCUCUUCGUCUAGACACUGAGGCCUAGAGCAGUCGAGUGAGUCGCCAGGGGCCGCGUGGAUUUGCGUCCCGGGACGCCCUCUCGCCACGUCAGCCGCACCUGGUCGCCCACCUGGGCGCGGCGGGGAGCGGAGGGUUGGAGCCGGGUCCGGGAGUUCUGUAGCCCGGCCUGUCGCGCUCCAGUGCGCGUGGAGCUUGCGGACUGCACUUGCUGCUUCUGGCAGCCGGGCGGCGCUGGAGGGCGAGGCAGGGCACGCUCAGCGGGGACGCAGCAGGCUUCUCCAGGGGAGGGACGUCCUGAGGUGACCGGUUCAGUGGCCUGGUACCCCGGAAAGGCUGGCUGAAAACAGAGUCUUGUUGUCUUCCCCGUGUCUGUGCCAGACAGAACAACCUUUUGUGCCAUUACCACACGCCAGCAUCACUUACUGGAGCGGCUGAGACCCUGAGAUGUGCAAAGGCGUUUUGUCACACGGACCCAAUCCUCUGUGCCCUCCUGAGAACACGCUGAUAUGCCCAAGAUAACUCUGAAUGGUGUGACGGUGGACUUCCCUUUCCAGCCGUACAGAUGCCAGCAGGAGUACAUGACCAAGGUCCUGGAAUGUCUGCAGAAGAAGGUGAAUGGCAUUUUGGAGAGCCCCACGGGCACAGGCAAGACGCUGUGCCUCCUCUGCGCCACGCUGGCCUGGAGGGAGCACCUCCGAGACACCAUCUCUGCCCGCAAGAUUGCCGAGAGAGUGCAAGGGGAACUUUUCCAUGAUCAGGCUUUGUCAUCCUGGGGGAAUGCUGCUGCUGAUGGAGACCCCAUAGCUUGCUAUGCAGACAUUCCAAAGAUCAUUUAUGCCUCCAGGACCCACUCUCAGCUCACGCAGGUCAUCAGCGAGCUUCGGAGCACCUCCUACCGGCCCAAGGUGUGUGUGCUGGGCUCCCGGGAGCAGCUGUGCAUCCACCCUGAGGUGAAGAAGCAGGGGAGCAACCACAUGCAGAUACACCUGUGCCGCAAGAAGGUGGCUAGUCACUCCUGUCAUUUCUACAACAACGUGGAGGAGAAAAGCCUGGAGCAGGAGCUGGCCACCCCCAUCCUGGACAUUGAGGACCUUGUCAAGAGCGGGAGCAAGCACAAAGUGUGCCCUUACUACCUUUCUCGGAACUUGAAGCAGCAAGCCGACAUCAUCUUUAUGCCGUACAAUUACUUGUUGGAUGCCAAGAGUCGCAGGGCACACAACAUUGACCUGAAGGGGAUGGUUGUGAUCUUUGACGAAGCUCACAACGUGGAGAAGAUGUGUGAGGAGUCGGCGUCCUUCGAUCUGACCCCCCAUGACAUGGCUUUGGGGCUGGAUGUCAUAGACCAGCUUUUGGAGGAGCAGACCAAGGUGGUGCAGCAGGGUGAGCCCCACCCAGCGUUCAGUGUGGACUGCACCAGCUCAG
Messenger RNA from Galeopterus variegatus (Sunda flying lemur), 1493 nucleotides. Its product is annotated as regulator of telomere elongation helicase 1-like. The record is from RefSeq and is a predicted model, not a curated record. The transcript has 9 exons. Lineage: Eukaryota; Metazoa; Chordata; Mammalia; Dermoptera; Cynocephalidae. Gene Ontology annotation, cellular component: nucleus. The annotation marks the transcript as partial. Gene Ontology annotation, molecular function: hydrolase activity, acting on acid anhydrides, in phosphorus-containing anhydrides; ATP binding; DNA binding. Gene Ontology annotation, biological process: regulation of double-strand break repair via homologous recombination; negative regulation of DNA recombination; telomeric loop disassembly.